Molecule: messenger RNA, 590 nt
Organism: Arabidopsis arenosa
Lineage: Eukaryota; Viridiplantae; Streptophyta; Magnoliopsida; Brassicales; Brassicaceae
Source: the annotation of a GenBank genome assembly
UGUAAAAGUUCAUUGGUAAUGAAAAAGGGAGAAGAAGGAGGAGAAGAAGAGGUUUCUCUUCAAACUCUGAGUAAGAAAAUGGAUGAUUUUGCAAAAGCUAGAGAUUGGGAGAAGUAUCACAGCCCAAGGAAUCUCCUUCUUGCUAUGGUGGGUGAAGUGGGAGAGCUAUCUGAGAUAUUCCAAUGGAAAGGAGAAGUAGCAAGAGGAUGUCCAGAUUGGAAAGAAGAAGAGAAAGUGCAUCUUGGAGAAGAGUUAUCAGAUGUGUUGUUGUAUUUGGUGAGGCUUUCGGAUGCGUGUGGUGUCGAUUUAGGCAAAGCGGCUUUGCGCAAGAUCGAGCUUAAUGCUAUUAAGUAUCCAGUACCCAAAAAGACUGAUGAUCAUUGUGUUGGUGAUGGUGAACAAUCCAGCAGCAAUAUUAAGUUGAAUGAAGAACAUUAAUCUCUCUUGUUAGUGGUUUAGUGAGUGUGUUUUAUUAUGGGUGUUUUCUUGUUAUGAAGUUGGAGCAAGAGACAAGAACAUAUAAUCUUUGAAGGCCUCUAAUUAUAUUUUCAUUGGUUUAUGUAUUUGCCUUUCACUGAAUUUUGCAGUAA